AUGUCGAAACUCAUUGUCAUCGUAGCUCUGUUGAUCGGCAGCGCCGCUGUAGUGAUCCAAGCAGCUGAUUUGGGAAGUGCGAAGGCGGUUCAGCGAAUAGCCUAUGCAUUACUGUUUGGUGACCACUUUCCACAGAAUAUAGGAACAGCUAAGGCGCUCUUUGAAUCCCUGGCCAAGGAAGGAUUUCCAAGAUCUCAAACUGCACUAGGAUUUAUGCAUGCAGCAGGUAUUGGUUUCCCUCAGAACCAAGCCCGAGCUCUUGUAUACUACACAUUUGCUGGACUUGGUGGAGACCUGAGGGCACAAAUGAUCCUGGGCUACAGAUACUGGUCAGGGAUCAACAUGCCUAAGAAUUGUGAAGCUGCUGUUAUUCAGUACAGAAAAGUAGCAAAUCAUGUUGCAAAAAAGCUGUCAAGUGUUCAGCAUGGAGAGGUAGAAUUAAUUCGGAUCUUGGAGACGCCUGAGAACUACAGUACAAAAGCUGGAAUUAUGGAACUGGAUUUAUAUCAGUACUACAGGUUCCUAGCAGAGAGGGGAGAUAUACAGACACAAGUCAGUCUUGGCAAUCUGCAUCUAUAUGGAGGAAAAGGCCUUGAACGAGAUUCCCAUAAAGCCGUGUACUAUUUCUCUAAAGCCGUGAAUGCUGGGAGUACAAAUGCUAUUGCGUUUUUAGGAAAGAUGUACCUUGAAGGGACUGAAGCAACACCUCAAGACAAUGAAACUGCUUUUCACUACUUUAAAUUGGCAGCAGACAGAGGUAAUCCAGUUGGCUUGACUGGCUUGGGUGUUAUGUACCUUUAUGGAAAAGGAAUACCUGUAAAUUACACAAUGGCUUUGAGAUACAUAAAGAAAGCAGCUGAGAAAGACUGGAUGGACAGCAUUUUUCACCUAGGAGUGAUAUAUUUGUUUGGCUUUGGCGUACCAAGAGACUUGAAGGUUGCAUCACGAUAUUUUGCAUUUGCAUCCAAACAUGGACAUCACCUGUCACUUUAUUACCUGGCUGAGAUGUAUGCUACUGGAAAGGGUGUGCAGAGAUCUUGUGACAUUGCAGUUAAGCUUUAUAUACAAGUUUGUAAACUUGGUAGUUGGUCGGAAAUGUUUUUGUCAGCCUAUUUUGCUUACAAAGAAGGUGAUGUGGAUGCUGCCCUUGUUCAGUACCUCUUACUUGGAGAGAUGGGCUUCGAAGAGGCCCAGAGCAAUGCAGCAUACCUUUUAGAAUCAAAUGUGUCUCGAAUUUUCCGUGCUGCAGAGAUGUAUCCACUGGCGCUUCUUCAAUGGCAAAGAGCUGCAGCUCAAGGCUAUGCACUUGCUCGAAUUAAAAUUGGAGACUAUCAUUACUAUGGCUAUGGAACAGAUGUGGAUUAUGAAGCAGCUGUCAUUCAUUACCGUCUUGCAGCUGAACAGCAAGGCAGUGCUCAAGCAAUGUUUAAUCUCGGAUAUAUGUAUGAACAAGGAAAAGGACUCAAAAAGGAUAUACAUCUUGCUUUAAGGAUGUAUGAUAUGGCUGUAGCAACAAGUUCAGACGCAUAUUUUCCUGUUUUACUGGCCAUUUGUAAACUAAGUAUUGUUAAACUCUUCAGGGAUUAUCAGAAUUCCAUGAUUGUGCAGUGGUUGAAGAUACAAAUUCUGAUGUUGGGACCGCAAUGGGAUCUAUGUUUGAUACUGAUACUCACCAUUCUCUUGGUACUGGUGAUUGCAUACAGAGUUCAUUAA
Messenger RNA from Polyodon spathula (Mississippi paddlefish), 1713 nucleotides. RefSeq names its product protein sel-1 homolog 1-like. Gene Ontology annotation, molecular function: protein binding. Gene Ontology annotation, biological process: ERAD pathway. The transcript is spliced from 17 exons. Lineage: Eukaryota; Metazoa; Chordata; Actinopteri; Acipenseriformes; Polyodontidae. The record is from RefSeq and is a predicted model, not a curated record. The coding region runs from base 1 to 1713 and encodes 570 amino acids. Gene Ontology annotation, cellular component: endoplasmic reticulum membrane.